This is a messenger RNA of Daktulosphaira vitifoliae (grape phylloxera), 1275 nucleotides long. RefSeq lists its product as uncharacterized. The coding region runs from base 1 to 1275 and encodes 424 amino acids. The record is from RefSeq and is a predicted model, not a curated record. The transcript has a single exon. Lineage: Eukaryota; Metazoa; Arthropoda; Insecta; Hemiptera; Phylloxeridae.
AUGGCCGAGUACUUACACGUGUUGGAAAAAUGUCAACAAGACGACAGUGUAAAACGCGAGUACUAUCUGGAACAUCAAAGUUACAACAACUCGUACGAACACAACGAUGAAANUAACUCGUACAAACACAACGAUGAAAUCCGUAUCGAAGUGCACAACAAGGAGAAAUUUACCGUGCCGUGCGAAAGUUAUUUGCAAAUCGAAGGAAAACUGGAAAAACCACCAGCUGGAACAGCCGGUGAAAUGGUUAUGGGGCAAAAUUUUCUCAUGCACCUAUUCGAUGAAAUCAGAUUUGAGGUAAAUGGUAAAGAAGUAGACAAGAUAAAAUACGUUGGUAUGGCUACAACCAUCAAGGGAUAUUGUUCAUUCACACCCAACGACAUUCGACGAUUACAACCUGCCGGAUGGAAAUACGCGCAAAUUUUGCACAACAACAACGAUUUCGUCGAUGGGACUGAAUUUGUAGCGCAAUGUCCAUUAUCUAUGUGCAUGGGAUUUUUCGAACGGUAUCGGCGCACACUGAUAAACUGUACUCAGACUCUCGUGGUGAAUAGAUCGAGUACCGACAGCACUGUCGUAUCAUUUGUUCCACAGACAACAACAACAGACGAUAAAGCGCAAAUUGCAACAUUGAUAAAACAAAUCAACGUGAAAAUAUCGAAAAUCAAAUGGGUAGUAAAGUACUUUGAACCCAGCGUGAAAACUGAACUGGGUCUGAUGCGUAUUCUGGACAGCAAGAAAUGGCUCCCGUUAGAAUUUCAACACUGGGACGUUGCCGUUUACCCGUUGGUACCGCAGACAACUCAUCUCACGUGGUCGGUGCGCACCUAUUCGAAUGUGGAAAAACCUAGAUAUUUACUUAUUGCCAUGGGUAAUGAGGACGAACACGUUCUCGGAGAUUUCAAUCACUGUUCAUUGAGAAACGUCAAAGCGUAUCUGAACGCUGACGAAUACCCGUACGAGAACCAAAACGCCGAUUUCGACAACAACAAGUACACAACGUUUUAUAACUCGUACGCACAAUUUCAGACAAUGUAUUACGGUCGUAAAGACCCCUAUCCUUUACUGGACUAUAUAAAUUACAAAAAACGUGGACCUAUAGUCGUGAUUGAUUGUUCUAAACAAAACGACACCGUCAAGUCUUCAACGGUUGAUCUACGCUUGGAUUUCGAAUGCUCCAAACAGUUUCCCGAUAAAACAUCAUUGUAUUGUGUAAUUAUUCACAACUGUCAAAUGGAAUACAACGCAUUCACGGGAGAAGUACGAAAACUUUAA